Helianthus annuus (common sunflower) is the source of this 1557-nucleotide messenger RNA. RefSeq lists its product as uncharacterized. The transcript is spliced from 2 exons. The coding region runs from base 207 to 1067 and encodes 286 amino acids. NCBI's taxonomy places the organism in Eukaryota, Viridiplantae, Streptophyta, Magnoliopsida, Asterales, Asteraceae. The record is from RefSeq and is a predicted model, not a curated record.
UCAGGAAAUUAUACGUUACUUUUACGUGGGCCCCGUUUAAUCUUACACAACCAAUCAGUGUCGCUGAUGCUUCUUGAUCUAAUUGAGUUGUCCUGGACACGUGUCCCAGUCACCGGCGACCAGUUUUCUAUCUCUCUAUAAACCUUCAUGUUAAUAAUCAUCGGCUCCGUUAGAGAGAGAAACAAGAGAGAGAAACAGAAACCGGUAUGAGAGCUGGAAAGAGACGCAUCGAAACCGGUGGAGAUCCGAAGGAAAAGAUGAUACUUAACGAGAUCAUGUUGAGAUUCCGCCCGAUCGCUCCGAGACCAGUGUCGGUUGAGCGUUCGGUCGGUUUCGUACCCGUGAAGACGAAGAGAGUGAAGAGAAAGUACGUUCGAGUUAAGAGGAAGAAGAAGGUAGAUGAAGAGUAUGAUAAUAAAGGAUGGAUGAGUUUGGAUUCGAUGCAGUUGGUUUCAACCGCAAACGAGUCUGUUACUGAUCCGGUACGAAAAGUAUUCAUACCGGAUCAGUGGAUCAGUUUUGAUCUAUCAGAAAAAAAUAAAAACAACAAUAAUAAUAAUAAAAAUAAUAAGAUGUGUAGAUGGAUAACAACUGCAAGACCCUCGUUAGGUCUGCAUGACGUAGAUCUAACGAGGAGGGUGACGUCACGAGCGUUACUCGAGUCGUGGAUCACGAUGGAAUCGGUUAUAGGAACGUGUGAGGAUGAGAAUCAGUUAGGGUAUACAGAUGAGGAGAUAUUAAAAGAUAUGGAAACGGACAGUUGUCCGGGAUUUAUAUCCAACGGUUACUACGAGGUUCAGUGGGUGAACCUCGCGUACCGAAGGAUGGUGGAUCCGGAUAAUGAAAAAGAAGGAGCACAGGUUGUGGUGUCGCUGGUGGUGAAAGUGGAAAAGUCUGCUUUUGAGUACUGGCCAGCUUUCUCAUGCAGAAUGAGAGUUGUUUAUGAUCUGUUAUCGGAGAAAAAGAAGCAGAUCACGGUUCCAUGUGAUGUUUGGAAGAUGGAUUCUGGUGGGUAUGCAUGGAGGCUUGAUGUUAAAGCAGCUUUGAGCUUGGGCAGGUUGAAUUAGCUGAUAAAAAUCAGUUUAAUUUCCAAACAGGUCUCUAUGAUGUGGAGUGAUAAACGAAGAGAGAGUGAAGUUACUGUGAUAAUGAAGUAUAUUUCUUUAUAACAUAAAUAAUAAACCCUAAUGAUCUUCGAUAAUCAUCACUUCAAAAUAUCAAAUACAUGACAAAAAUGUAGUAACAUGAAGGAAGCUAUAUUACAACUCUACAAAUAAGAAAAUGUGUACCACAGGUAAGUUCCUUUAUUUUAUUUUCUUUGUUGGUGAAGUUCUAAAAAGUUGGUGAAAUUUCGUGGGAAAUCCAGUCGUGUGUAAAGGCUUCACAAACUGAUCAUCGGCGAAUCACCAAGGCCACUUCACUGCGGAGGCGAGCUUUAAAACUAUCUCGAUGUAAAUUCAAGGUUUUAAGUAAUUAUAAAAGCUAGCUAGAAAAAAAAUUAUCUUUCAAUUUUUGUGUUAUGUUUGAUUAAAGAAAUAUAAAAUGUUAACGUGUAAA